GAGGAGAGAAGAGGUAACACGGAGGAAAAGCUGCAUAUAAACUGGAGGAAACCACACAAGAAAGAGGGAGGUGGGAUAAACAGAGCGAUCACAGAGGAGGGAGAAGUCAUUCAGAGCAGGGAGAAGGAGAACGCUGGUACAAUCAGACAAGGACUCAGAGAGAGGAAGGCACACGGAGAAGCCUUUCCUAAUGGAGAAAGAAGCCGGAGUGUUUGUACAAAGUGGAGAAGAAGAAGAAUAAAAAGAGGAGGAGACUGAACCUGACCAAGGGCUUGACUGAAAUAACAGAAGAGAAGGAGGAGCGUGAGGGCAAGUUGACAGAUUUGAUUUGGAGAGAGUAUUUUUAGAAAAGAGCGAAGACAUGACAGGAAUACUAAGAUAAGAGAUGCUCUCUCUAAGUAGCGGAGAAAAACUAGGGAGGAAGAGGGAGGAACGAGAGACGGAGCAAAGGCGGUGAGAGAUGUUGAGAUCAGAGUGUCACUGAGUGGAUUAGCCCUGCUCUGGUUUCCCAUAGAAAACCUCUGUGCAUGUCUGUGAAUAUGUAUGAAUGCCUUCUUUUAAAUGUGGAAGUGUGUUGUAUGUCUGCAACUGUGACUGUGGGGUUGAGAAGAUGAUCCAAAACUACUUGGUGGAUCCCUGAAGAAGCUAAUAAGACUGGCCAAAGCUGAAGAGCAUACAAAGUGAUAAUGCACAGUGGGACAGAAAACAAAUGAGCACUGAAUACCUCUAAUGAAUUAAAGCUUGUACUCAUUGCUGAAAAGAUUAAUAAUAAAGUUUGGCUGUACACCUCUGUGAGCCUAAUGAGCUUAAAAACACAAAAUCAAAACUCCAAAAAAGGGGAAAGCUGGAACAAGGCAACCUCUGCUACAGCUGACCACACCAACGAAUCUCUCACCCCUAUCUCCUAUUGUCAUCCCUUCUUACAUUUGUUUUUAUCCUCCCUGCUUAGCCUAUUGCAUUUUGUAUUCUGUUCUUUUCUUUCCCUGUCUCCUCCUCUUCAUCCUAUUCUUUCCAUUGCUCUCUCUGUCUCGACAUCUCUUGCUCACUGUCACACUAACUGCCAUGAGUGCUGGACUCACUCAUGUAGAAGACGCCUUGCUUAGAGCACAUUUGCCUCUCUGAUUUGUCUCUUCUUUCCCAGCUGACUUGAGUGAUUGGAGCAAUUCUCAGACUGAGACUAGGAAAGAGGACCAACAAGUAGUUGCUGCUGCUGAGUGACGGGACGACAAUUUUAAACCACACAACGUUAUUGUGAGGGUACAUUUCGAUGUGCAUGCGGCAUUAUUCUGGUUGUGAGUGCAUGGAUAAAUAAGGGUCAUGCGGCCAAAACCAUAUCCAUGUGUGGAUUACUGUAGUGGAUUUCUCCUGGAGCUACAUGUUGACCCCAGUCCCUGAGGCCUGGCUAGGAAAUGAAGCCUCUCCUGCAGUCGUAGGAGCGCUGUGGACAGCAAUGGCCCUGCAGAGGCACUGUCUCCAGAGGGGAUCCCCAGCCAUGAUCAGAAAGGCUCACAAGCGACUUCACACAAAGCCAACAUUGGCUCAGGUCACAUCCACUCUGUUGUCAAGGACGCGUCUACACGGCCUGCGGCAUGUUUGUGUCCCCAGAGGCUCUGUUGUCCGCCGGGCCUUCUGGCUGCUGGCCAUGUGCACCUCCCUGGGGUUGCUGUUAUCCUGGUCCUCCAACCGACUGCUUCAUUGGCUCUCCUUUCCCACGUACACACGGAUCCACACUGAAUGGGCCAAAGAACUUGCCUUUCCUGCUGUUACUAUCUGCAACAACAACCCAAUUCGCCUCUACAAACUUACAAAGAGCGACCUGUACUUCGCUGGGCACUGGCUUGGCCUGCUGCUGGCUAACCGAACAGUGAGACCUAUGGUUCUGGACUUGAUGCAGGAGGACCAUCUGGCUUGGUUCAGAAAACUCUCAGACUUCAAGCUCUUUCUGCCACCCAGAAAUUUUGAAGGAACCAACCUGGAGUUUAUGGACAGACUGAGCCACCAGCUGGAUGAAAUGCUUCUGUCAUGCAAAUACAGAGGAGAGCCCUGUGGAGCUCACAACUUCUCCUCCGUGUUCACCAGGUAUGGGAAAUGCUACAUGUUCAAUGCUGCAGAGGAGGGGAGGACACUGCGCACCACCAUGAAAGGAGGGACAGGAAACGGCUUGGAGAUAAUGCUGGACAUCCAGCAGGAUGAGUACCUGCCAGUCUGGGGAGACACAGAGGACACAGCAUUUGAGGCAGGUGUGCGGGUGCAAAUCCACAGUCAGGCAGAGCCCCCAUUUGUUCACGAACUUGGCUUUGGCGUAGCCCCUGGCUUCCAGACCUUUGUGGCUACUCAGGAGCAAAGGCUGACCUACCUGCCUCCCCCCUGGGGAGAGUGUGAGUCCAAAGCUCUGGAGUCGGGCUUCUUUCAGGUCUACAGUGUAACAGCCUGCAGGAUUGACUGUGAAACUCGCUACAUUGUGGAGAACUGCAAUUGCAGGAUGGUGCACAUGCCUGGUGAUGCAUCCUACUGCACCCCUGAGCAGUACAAAGACUGUGCUGAGCCUGCCUUGGCUAAACUGUCGGCUGUGGAGAGCAGCAGCUGCAUGUGCAGGACACCAUGCAACAUGACGCGCUACAGCAAGGAGCUAUCCAUGGUCAAAAUCCCCAGCAAGACCUCAGCGCGCUACCUGCAGAAGAAGUUCAACAAGUCAGAGAAGUAUAUAUUAGACAACAUCUUGGUGUUGGAUGUGUUCUUUGAAGCUCUGAACUACGAGACCAUCGAGCAGAAAAAAGCUUAUGAGGUGGCAGGGUUGCUGGGUGAUAUUGGAGGACAGAUGGGUUUGUUCAUCGGAGCAAGCAUCCUCACCAUCUUAGAACUUUUUGAUUAUGCUUACGAGGUGGUGAAAGACAGAUUACUGGACUUACUGAGUAGAGAGGAAGAAGAUGAGAGUCAUGCAGAGGAAGUGAGUUCCUGUGACCCGGUGGCAAACCACUCAGAAUCCAUCAGCCACACGGUGACGGUCCCCCUUCAGACAACGCUGGGCACCCUGGAGGAAAUUGCCUGUUGAAGCCCCCCCCUUCCUUCCCCUCAAAGCCAUGCAUAUACAAGAGCGAAGUAAAGUCUGCCUCCACCACGUUUUGCUACAGAUCCUUAUUGUAGCAUUCUGCAAAAACCUUUAAUGCAGGGCAGGGAGGAGGCAAGGACUCGAGCGGGAAUUGGUCUAAGGACAGUGUUGUGCUCUGCCACUGCCCUGUGUCUGAGGCACUAAUGGGGAUUAAGGAGCUGUCAGCUGUAUUUUUCAGCUUUUUCUGGCACUCUGGGCUGUUGUAAGGGAUGGG
This is a messenger RNA of Girardinichthys multiradiatus, 3323 nucleotides long. RefSeq names its product acid-sensing ion channel 2-like. The record is from RefSeq and is a predicted model, not a curated record. Gene Ontology annotation, cellular component: membrane. Gene Ontology annotation, molecular function: ligand-gated sodium channel activity. Bases 1376 to 3052 code for a protein of 558 amino acids. Gene Ontology annotation, biological process: sodium ion transmembrane transport. NCBI's taxonomy places the organism in Eukaryota, Metazoa, Chordata, Actinopteri, Cyprinodontiformes, Goodeidae. The transcript has 10 exons.